UCUCUCUCUCUCUCUCUCCCCCCUUUCUCCGGCCCUCUUUCCCUCCUUCGCCUCUUUUUUCUGUCUCUCCCUGUCGGCCCUCUUCUUCUUGGACACCCUCCCCCACGACCUUUGUCGCCUGCAGCCGGUCUGCCAUGCUUAUCAAGGCCAACCUCAAUGCCCUGUCCACGGGCCCGAUCUCCAUCCAGACAUCCGGCAUCGAGGACCUGUGGUUUCUCUACAACUUCAUCCAGCCGAAUGAUGUUAUCCGGUCCCAGGGCUCCUACAAUGUCUCCUCCACUCGGACCAGUGGCCGCACGGUGGUGGUCCACCAUACGAUCCACAUCUCGAUUCAGGUGACCCACAUCGACUUUGACCCGCUGGCUCAGAUGCUACGUAUCCGCGGGAAUACGCUGGACUUCAGUGAUGUGCGUCUUGCGCAAGGCUCCCCAAGCACGCCCCGGAGUCGGGCCUCUUUCGCCGGCCGUGUGUGCUCACCUCCUCCCGGACUGCCAUCAGUCCCAGGACAGCAUUUCGCACUUCACGCAUAAGAUCGACACCAACACGAGUUUCUCCCUGAGCCGGGACAUUUGGAAGCAUGAGGAUGUGGAGCACCUGAAGGAAAACCAGAAGACCGUGCACCCUUCGACGGUCAAUGUGAUCGCCAUGCACUCUGGCCUGGCCCAUGUUUGCUCGGUGUCCAACAACAUCACGGUGGUCUAUGCGCGCAUCGAGCAAACCAUCCCGAAGAAUGCCCGGCGCCCGGAGGAGGUCGAAAAGGCCACCCAAAAGUUUUUCACGGCGGUUUCGAAUGCCAUCGACCGGUACAUGGUCGUGAGCAAGAGCCAGCGCCUGGUGAUCGCCGGUCCUGGGUACAUUGCCCGGGAGUUUGUGGACUUCCUCGGAAAGGUCCCGGCCGAUAAGUACACAAAGGACAUUCGGGCGAUGCUGCCCCACAUCAUUGUCGGGCAUUGCUCCAGCGGCCACAAGAGCGCCAUCACGGAGAUCUUCUCCGAUCCGAACAUUUCGCGGGCCCUGGCGCAGGAGCCCUUGACCAAGGAUGUUGUUGUGCUGGAUGAGUUUUUCUCUUCGCUCAACAACAAUCCCAUGCUCACGACGUAUUCCUUCCCCCAGGUCCAGGCCGCGGCCUACAUGAGCGCUGUGAAGGUGCUGCUCGUGACGGACACCGUGGUCCGUGGGACGAACGUCAGCCUGGAGCCUGGCCCUCCGGGAUCGGCUUACGAUGUCAAUGCCCUGGCCCAGGCGAUUCAGGCCCACCGGGACCAGUACACGGAGCUGAUGAAUCAAGUGACCCUGACCGGCGGUCGGGUGCACAUCUUCAAGUCGGCCCACCCGGCCGGCGAGCGUCUCGAUGCGCUGACCGGCUGUGCGGCCAUCCUGCACUUCCCGCUGGAGGGCCUGGAGGAGGGGGCCGACGAGGGGCCGGAGACUGGCGCCACCGAGCCGACGAUUCCGGCCCUGCCGCAGAAGCCCUUCACCCUGGACCGGGUACAGCGCGAGUGGCAGGCCUCCAUCUCGGCCUCCGGGUCGAAUGUGUUCGGCCCGGGCGGCAGCAGCGAGGAGAAGUUCCGCACCUUCUCCCUGAACUUCUUUGCCGACAAUCAGGAUGACCAGCUGAAUGACACGCCCGACGGGCCGGAGGAUCUUGUCCAUUUCUACAUUUGAGCGUCGGGGGAAGACACCUGCCUCGAAGCCUCCCUAAUAGACCGCUGCUCUUCUC
Molecule: messenger RNA, 1720 nt
Organism: Fonticula alba
Lineage: Eukaryota; Rotosphaerida; Fonticulaceae
Product: translation factor pelota, variant
Exons: 6
Coding region: 406-1665 (419 amino acids)
Biological process (GO): RNA surveillance; nonfunctional rRNA decay; ribosome disassembly
Cellular component (GO): cytoplasm
Source: RefSeq, a predicted model, not a curated record